This is a messenger RNA of Penicillium nucicola, 582 nucleotides long. RefSeq lists its product as uncharacterized. Bases 1 to 582 code for a protein of 193 amino acids. The record is from RefSeq and is a predicted model, not a curated record. Lineage: Eukaryota; Fungi; Ascomycota; Eurotiomycetes; Eurotiales; Aspergillaceae. The transcript is spliced from 2 exons.
AUGCUUCCUCCAUCAGAUUCAUUUCGUCAUCAGCUCCAAAAGCUUGCAGAGGUGAGAGCUAACCGCAACAACCCUCCACCUACUCCACCUCCGGCAUAUACUUUGUCAGCCUGUCUACCUGACGGAAGAACCGUCAUGGCCAUCGACCCCAAUCAAGAAGAGGAGUCUGGCCCUAUCAUCAUUCGAAUUGACAACUCCAUCUCUGUCAAUGGCGAGGACAAUACAGUCAUCGUACCUUCUGGAGCAACUCGGGCUGCAACGCAGACCGAAGCAGACUCCUGCUCCGCCAACAGGCCUACUCCACGACACACGAAUAUGUCAUCAACUGUGACUGCAAUUAUUGAUGCUUUGAACCGUGUUAACGCACUCUGCGAUAUGUCUGGUAACCUGCGAACCCUUGAGGUUGACCUCAAUGCCGGCAUAAAGAUUGAUGGUCGAAACAACACAAUCUGUAUGGGUAACGUGGCUAAGGUUCCCCAGCCUAAGACGCAGGCGCCCGCGGUCAGACAGAAUCUUGGCCAUAAGCGUCGUGCAACAUCGGAGCCCGCCGGAUGCCCUCCAUCCACUCGCCUUCGCACCUAG